This is a messenger RNA of Centruroides sculpturatus (bark scorpion), 4040 nucleotides long. RefSeq lists its product as uncharacterized. Lineage: Eukaryota; Metazoa; Arthropoda; Arachnida; Scorpiones; Buthidae. The transcript has 10 exons. Gene Ontology annotation, biological process: double-strand break repair via homologous recombination; regulation of establishment of protein localization to chromosome. The record is from RefSeq and is a predicted model, not a curated record. Gene Ontology annotation, cellular component: nuclear chromosome; nucleoplasm. Bases 1 to 1161 code for a protein of 386 amino acids.
AUGGAUUUUGAUCUUUUAUGCCAAGAUGCUGAUAAUUCAUUUUGCUUGAUACAUCUCCCUCAAGAAAAUAAGUGGAAACCAGAAUUUUUCUAUGGAAAAAUAUUUUGGUUUCUUAAUGUUCAUAUUAGUCAAAGAUUGAAUUUUUCCAGAAAUCCUUCUCUGUUUACCCUUCUUGAAUUGAUAAGUAACAAUGAAAGAAAGGAAAAACAUAAAGACCAUAUUUCAUUUUGUUAUACUUUUAAUUAUUCUAAUAAUGAUAGCUGUGUAAUAGAAGAAAAAUCUAAAUGUUUGCCAGUAUUGGUUCCACCUCAUCUAAAAACAUUAAAGACUAUUAUUAAGGAUAUGUUUUCAAGUAAGCGAAGUACAUUUGUUGCAAAGGCAGUAUGGAGGUGGAAAAAAAUUAUAUAUAUCACAGAUAUGUCAUUAAUUUCAUACUCUCAUUUAUGUGAAGAAAACAAAGAAAAUAAUUAUUCAGAUGAAAAUCAGAAGUGUUAUAUUGAAUUGCUUGUGAAUUCAGAUAAUCUUCCAUCAGUUCUUCAAUCUGAAAAUGUUAAUUGUAUAAUUUCAGUGGUUGAUUGUUUAAUAUCUAAAGGAACCUUUACAAUUGACAGUUAUACUUCUGUGUUUAUUGAAUAUCCUCCUUUUAUAUAUAGAAAUUAUUAUUUUGCUAUAAAUAACAAUACCAUACAAUCCUUGGAAGAUAUUAACAUAAUUGAUAUAUGUCAAAAGUCUUUGAAGAAUGCAAGUAUUGGUAAUCUAGUCAAUAUAAAUGGUUACAUUAUUGGAAUUGAUGGGAAAAUGCUGUCUUGGAUGGAGUGUAAUUUAUGCCAAAAAUCUCAAUUGACAACAAAAAAUGAAAUGAUUGUCUGUGAUAUUUGCCAAACUACACUAGAAAAUCCUGUAACUAAAUAUAGUAUGGAAGUAUUUAUCAUCGAUUCUAAUAAUCAAGAAGUUAAAGUUAAAUUACACGAUUCAACUAUCAAAAAUAUGUUUUCUCAUCAGAUAGCAGGCUUCUCUGAUAAUUUCCAAGAUGACAUCAUUGGUACUCCAUUAUCUUCCUUGAUUUGUUGUGUUAUAGAUAAAGCACAUUAUUCAUCUAAUAAGAAAACUAUUUUUAUGUUGAAAGAGCUGGAAACAACACAAAAUACUGUGAAAAAAUAAAUAUAUUUCUGUUUAAUUGUUGAUUUAGCCAAUAGAUGGCGAAACAAUCAGUGAGUAACGUAUCUAUUAUCAUCUCGUGUAAGGUAUAACCGACUGCCGUUUAAUUCUAAAUUAUUUAAUUUAUUUAAAAUAUAUUUAAUGUAUAAUCUAUGUAAAAUGCUGAAUAGUAAAUAGUGUCAUAGCCUUAAGUCAAUAUGUCAAAAAUAAUGUAAAAUUUAGUCUUACUGGGUGCCAAAAGAUGGCACCGUUUUGUUUCUAAAAUUUGAAUAACAACAUCCUGUUAUAUUUUGACCCUUUGAUAUUUAAUCAGUGAAAUUAAUGAGGUAAACGUCCCCAUAUCGCUUUGUUUCUCAAGACUUAUUUUCGUUUAUUACUUAAACAUUCGACUAAAAAUAUACUAAUUUUAUAUUUCAAAAUUACUAACAAUUUUCACUAAUUUAUGUAUAGUAAAGUAAUUACUGCGCUUUUUCAGACUGCUAUUUUUUAUUAUUAUUAUUAUUAUUUAUUUUUUUCUAAGAAGGUGGAACAGUAGAUACGCACUAUUUUUUUCUAGAUGAGUCAUAAAGUUUAAUCUAGUUGACAAUGACCAAGCAAACUAUACUCAUUUGACAAAUGACAUUGCAAUUUGUCAAUUCGAGUCCUUUCACCCUGUCUUUAAGAGGCCCCAAUAACGCGAUUUAGCGCAAUUCUUCUUUACAAAAAUUUAGCAAGUAAUGUACAGUACGUGUAGGUGCAUUCUAGCUACCUUUCGAUGUUCUUAACAACGCAGUUUUUUUUUAUUUUUAAAGAAAAUAAUAUACAGAGUAGGCACAUUUACGUAAAUUUCGAUAUCUUGGUAGUAUAAGUCUUCCUUACGAAAAUGUACAAGUUCUAGGAACCUUUCGUUAGCCUUUCUACUGCAGUUCUUCCUUACAAAAAUGAAUAAGUAGGUUCAUUUUAACUACCUUUCGAUAGCCUUUUUAGUGUAGAUUUUCCUUACGAAAAUCGAUAAGUAGGCACGUUCUAGAUAGCCUUUCUACUGCAAUUAUUCCUUACAAAAAUGUACAAUUAAGCUCAUUUUAAGUACAGUACUUUUCGAUAGCCUUUCUAGUGCAAUUCUUCUUUACAAAAAAAAAAAAAAAAGGAACAAGUAGGCCCAUUUUAAGUAGCUUUAUGUAGCCUUACUACUUACAAAAAAAAAUGGACGCUAGGCGCAUUUUAAUUACCUUUCUAAAGCAUUUCUAGCGCAGUGCUUUCUUACAAAAAUAUAUACAAAUAAGUAGGUGCAUUGGAGGUAGCUUAGUAGUCAAAAAGUCUUAACCUGUUGAUAUUUUUACAAAAAAACUGUGGCCGAAAAAAACCCAUUUAAGAGAAUUAUAAGAUGUCUUGUUAUUAAACAGGCCAGUGGGUCAUAAUGUCGAAUACGAGAUGUAAAAUGAAGAAAAGUAGUAACAUUUUUAAACGUGUUUGAUUGGCGACCGUAAUGGCGAUUAGAUAAAAUACUUUGACGGUCAAUAAUCUGUUGAUCAACUGCCGAAAGAUUAAGUCUGGCGAAAGAGUUCAUUAUCCGCCCCUUUACUUCCCUUUCGUUUAUUGAAAACAAGAUUCGAUAUUCCGAAAAACUUUACGCUAAUUUGAUAAAAGUACGAUUCUGUUUGGGUUGUUUAAAUACCACGCGAUAAAAUAUUAUCCCUUUAUCUUAACUAACACUUGCCGAUUGACGUAGUGCCAUGGAUACGAUCUUUAUUCGGUGCCAUAAUGCAUAGUAAAUCCGUCACGUGACUUAACAAUCGAUCUGGGUCACUAGUCCGUCACGUGACUUUCCCUCUCCCAACUUUCUAGUUUAUCUGAGAAACGACUUAGAUCUGAAUCAUAGCUCCCUUUAACGGUAAUCAGUGGUAGUCGGUACCUUGUUUACCCAAAAAAGUAAGGAGGUUUUUUUUAGGAAAUUUGGGUGAAAGUCUUCGUUUUUAAAUUAUUAAUUUAUUAGCUGAAUUAUUAAAGAAAAUAAGAGCUGAUUUAAUAUUAAUUGCGCCUUACAGUAAUGGAAAUAAUCACGCCCUACAUCUAUGUAUCAUAUCAUUAUCAUCAUAAUCCGAAUAAUUAAUUUAAAUGUGUUAAAGUUAUUUUUAAGAUAAUGAAUGGGUUUAAAGAAAAUCCAUUGGAACCUAACAAAUUUCUACCACUCCUGGUGAAAGGUCUUAAACUAAGAUGAAUCUUCAAGACAAAUUUUUUAAGAUUAUACGAUUUUAAUCCAUGUAAAUAAUAUAUAAAAGAUCUUUGUACUUAGAAAUAACCCACGAUACAGUUCUGUAGUCAUUAUAGAGCUAUUACUUAAAAGUCAAAAAUAAGAUCUAGUAAUUAUAAAUGUAAUUAAUAAAACAUAAAAGACGUCAAGUCAAAUAACGUUUCGCCAUCCAAAACAGAUCGUUAUAGUUACAUCCCCCUUAUUUAUUUUCCACCAGGAAAAUUUCUCGUAAAUUAAUGUACAGAUCGUUAAUUUUAUGCAUUAUCCUCCGUGGAAACUUAUAAAUUCCAAUUUCUGUACAUAUCGCGACAGGAUACUAAGCUUAUAUUUCUUUAUACUCUAUAAGAAAAGUACAGACUGACUUGGUAUACGGGAUUGGUAUUCUGUAUAACAUAGUUCAAGCUUUUAAUCUUAACAUUAGAAAUUCAUUUAAUGAUUAUAGAAUUAUUAUAUAGCUACAUUGAUGCCCAUUUAUCAAACUUAACACCUUUUCUAAAUACAUAUUUACUCAUCUGAUUUAUAUUUUAAAUGAUCUUUAUGCUUAUUUUUAAAAGAUUAAUUAAUUAUCAGACAGUAUUUAACAGAAAUUCUUCUCUUUAAUUGUUUUAUUUAUGUUAAAAUACUGUGAGGUCCUCAAUGGAAAAGUACGAGU